AUGUCCUCGUCGAAAAAUUAUAAAUUGGAAAUUUCCCCUAGCAUCAACCAAACUAGUUCAACAGAAUCGCAGAAUUUAUUGAAAUUUACUGUACAAAGCAAUACCCCCAAUAAGAUUAUUCAAUAUAGAUUACCAAUCAUAGUACUAUUGGGCAGUUUCGCUGUGGCAUAUAUUAUACAGAAUAUAGAGCAAUUAAAGAGUUAUGAUAUAGAUGUAUCACAUCAUGGUAUUCUUUUGAUACUGGUUGUUGGAAUAGCGCUUCUAUUAUGUCUUCAGACCCCCAAAGACACCAUUAUUGUUAUGAGAGGUAUAGGUAUCCAAUUACAAAGUAAGAAAAUAUGGCGGUUCCAAUCAUCUGAUUCGUUUAUACCGAUAAAUAAUAUGAUUGAUUUGGUUAUUCAUGAAGGAUUCCACGACUAUGGACAGGUUAUAUUUUAUUUGUGUGUUUUGACGAAAGCAGCUAAUGAUAAGAAUCCAAUUACAAUUGUUUUCCCAGAAUUCUUACCCCGUAAAGAUAUACUUUUGACAGUUUGGAGACUAAGUAGAGAAUUGCUAUUUGGAAGCACAAAUCGAUAUUGGAGAAGAGUACCUGGUCAAGGUUUAAAACAAGUUGUUUAG
This is a messenger RNA of Candida dubliniensis CD36, 618 nucleotides long. Its product is annotated as phosphatidylinositol N-acetylglucosaminyltransferase. Gene Ontology annotation, biological process: GPI anchor biosynthetic process. The record is from RefSeq and is a predicted model, not a curated record. Gene Ontology annotation, cellular component: glycosylphosphatidylinositol-N-acetylglucosaminyltransferase (GPI-GnT) complex. The transcript has a single exon. Lineage: Eukaryota; Fungi; Ascomycota; Pichiomycetes; Serinales; Debaryomycetaceae. Bases 1 to 618 code for a protein of 205 amino acids.